GUCCGCUUCGUGGACAGAUUUUUUUAUGUGGCGGAGUAAAACCUCUCGCUUCGCCUAAUUCCUAUAUGGACAUGUUACAACAAACGCCGUGAGCCCCAACAAAAACCCGCCUCAAACACGGCCGAAAGGAGACGUAUAAAGGCAACAUGUCCCGGCACAGAAAUGUCCGAGGCUACAACUAUGAUGAAGACCUUGACGAUGACGAUCUGUAUGGACAGUCUGUUGACGAUGACUACUGUAUCUCCCCUGCUACAGCAGCCCAGUUCAUCUACUCCAGCAGGCAGGAGAGACCCAACGUUGAGCCACCCCUAGAGGAGGAGGAGAUGGAGGAAGAUGAGGCCAUACACACCUCUCCCACCCUCACACACAACCUCAACCCCCUGGACCAAGGCAAGUUGUACUCGUGUCUGGACCUGAUGCGUGCGGUGCUGGGUGAUGCCAUGCCAGAGUCGAUCCUUACCCAGGCUGCCUUGCGGUGCGCCUUCGACCCUCAGAGAGCCUUGGACGCCGUUCUCUCAGUCGAGAGCGCCGGGCUGCCGCCCCUGGACGCCAGGACCAAUAAUGACGCACCGCUGCCGCAGAGAGCAAAUAAGGAGACAGCAGUUGUACCAAGAGCCAAUCAGGAAGCCUCAGCUGCACCGCGACCAGAGAAAGCUAAGGACCGUGAGGCGGGGCAGUGUCAACUGGACUCAGAAGUUCUGCCUAAAGUGGCCCGCAUGACCGUCUCAGGGAAGAAACAGACCAUGGGCUUUGACGUGCCGAGUACAGAGGAGAACGGGGUCGUCCCCAGCCCCUCCGUCCAUCGUGGGGGUAGCCCUGAUGAGAUGACCAUGAAAACCAGCCCCGAAACCCCCUCCAAGCGUCCGGAGACACCCUCUAAAGGGUUCGGGGGGGCAGAGGAGCCCCCUUCCGUCCCCACCCCAGGACGUACCCCUGGGAAGGCCAAGCAACAGCUGAACGUCAGGGCCGAGCUGGAGAAGAGACAAGGGGGCAAGUCUCUACUCAACCUGGUGGUUAUAGGUCAUGUGGAUGCUGGGAAGAGCACUCUGAUGGGUCACCUGCUGUACCUGUUGGGAAACGUCAAUAAACGCACCAUGCACAAGUACGAACAGGAGUCCAAAAAGGCUGGCAAGGCCUCGUUCGCCUACGCAUGGGUCCUGGAUGAGACCGGGGAGGAGAGGAACAGGGGUGUAACCAUGGACGUGGGAAUGACUAAGUUUGAGACGGCCUCUAAGGUGGUGACUCUGAUGGACGCUCCUGGACACAAAGACUUCAUCCCUAACAUGAUCACUGGAGCGGCCCAGGCGGACGUGGCGGUGUUAGUGGUAGAUGCCAGCAGAGGUGAGUUUGAGGCAGGGUUCGAGGCGGGUGGGCAGACGCGAGAGCACGGCCUUCUGGUCCGUUCGUUGGGCGUCACGCAACUCGCUGUUGCCGUCAACAAGAUGGACCAGGUAAACUGGCAACAGGAGCGAUUCAAAGAGAUCAUCUCUAAACUUGGACAUUUCCUGAAACAGGCUGGAUUUAAGGACUCUGAUGUGUUCUAUGUGCCGACCAGUGGUCUAUCAGGAGAGAACCUGACCACUAAGAGUUCUGCUCUGGCGCUAACAUCCUGGUACUCUGGACCCUGUCUGCUGGAACAGAUCGAUUAUUUCAAACCACCCCAGAGGUCGAUAGAAAAGCCCUUCCGACUGUGUGUCUCGUCUUCCAAAG
Molecule: messenger RNA, 1710 nt
Organism: Oncorhynchus keta (chum salmon)
Lineage: Eukaryota; Metazoa; Chordata; Actinopteri; Salmoniformes; Salmonidae
Product: HBS1-like protein
Exons: 12
Biological process (GO): translation
Molecular function (GO): GTPase activity; GTP binding
Source: RefSeq, a predicted model, not a curated record